GUAGUCAAAGGUAAAGAGCACAGAAUAUCCAUGCUAUAUACGGGCUGUCGCGAUACAAGGUGACACACCGCAACCGUGUCACCCAGGUUUCACGGGUAUUUGUUGAUUGUGGGAUGUUGCCAACUCGCGCGGACUUUCCGCCGUUAACCACGGCCCAUCGGCUGGCCACCACCACCACCAGGAUAUUUCUAGUCGGCUUUUGCCGCGACUUACUAGUUGAUCGUGGUGUGCGCGCGGAGUGUCGUCUAACUACGCGGAUCCGUGGCCGCCGCCACCUCUUGUCGUUGCUUCUCGUUUGAAAUCCAUCGUUUUCGUGCAUAUUCAGUGCCCCAUUGGUGACGAAUGUGAUCUCGUCGACCGAAGAUGAGCGAAAGGAGAAAGACACCGUCGACUCGGAAACGGGCCGAGGAACCGGUAACCAGGCCAAGGGAACCGACCAGGCCGCCGAGGACGAGAAAUCAACCGAUCCGCGUCAAUGAGACCACGCAACGGAACGUAAACCGUGUCGAGAAAGUUACGAUGACGACCCUCGACGAGAAUGUGAACCGUGUACCACAGCUACACACAACAAACGAACCAGUGGAUCAUUUAGGUUGGCAGGAAAGAAUAGAACGGAUUCCAAAGGACAAUGAAGAUAUACUGAACCAGGGAAGACCUGUACAAGUUGUAUUGGCUCAUCCAGAUCACACCUUCGAGUUAAAUGAGGAAGCUUUGGCGGCUAUUCUACUCCAGGAUGACAUUAAAGAUAGAAAUGUAGUCGUUGUGUCUGUAGCAGGAGCCUUCAGGAAAGGCAAAAGCUUCCUGCUAGAUUUUUUCCUUCGAUACAUGAAUUGUAAGUAUGACAACAAUAAUAAAACGGAUACCUGGUUGGGCAAAGAAGAUGAACCACUCAGUGGAUUCUCAUGGAAAGGAGGUUCAGAAAGAGACACAACAGGGAUAUUAAUGUGGUCAAAAGUAUUUCCUGGCACUUUACUGAGUGGUGAAAAAGUGGCCAUCAUCUUGAUGGACACGCAAGGUGCGUUUGAUAGCCAGAGUACGGUCAGGGAUUGUGCAACAGUAUUUGCACUUAGCACAAUGUUAUCGUCGGUACAGAUUUAUAAUUUGUCACAAAAUAUCCAAGAGGAUGAUCUGCAACAUUUGCAAUUGUUUACUGAAUACGGUAGGCUUGCGCUAGAAAAGUCUGGACGCACACCGUUCCAAAAGUUGCAAUUCUUAGUAAGGGACUGGAGUUACCCAUACGAAGCGAACUAUGGUUCAGAGGGCGGAAACAAAAUUUUACGACGAAGAUUGGAAGUAUCUGACAAACAGCACCCAGAACUGCAAAGUCUAAGAAAGCACAUCAAGUCGUGUUUCUCGGAUAUAUCUUGCUUCCUCUUGCCACACCCAGGUCUCAACAUCGCCACGAACCCAAAAUUUGAUGGUAGACUAGCAGAAAUUCAAUCAGAUUUUAAGGAACAGUUGAAAGUGCUGAUACCUAUGAUAUUAGCUCCAGAAAACUUAGUUACAAAAAAAAUUAAUGGUCAGGUUGUUAAAGCGAAAGAUUUAUUAGAAUACUUUAAAAGUUAUAUGAAAAUUUACAAAGGAGAUGAGCUCCCUGAACCGAAAAGUAUGUUAGUGGCAACGGCCGAAGCGAACAACUUAACAGCCGUCGCAGAAGCUAAAGAACUUUACAUAAGAUCUAUGGAAGAUGUUUGUGGAGGAAGAAAACCAUUUUUGGGAACGGCUCAUUUAGAAUCCGAACAUUUCCGUUGUGUCGAUAAAGCUAUUUACCUGUUUCAAAAUAAAAGAAAAAUGGGAGGAGACGAAUUUAGUCUGACGUAUAUGGAAAAAUUAAAGAAGGAUAUGGAAGAUGCUUUCGUUCAGUUUAAAGAUCACAAUGAAAGUAAAAACAUUUUCAAAGCAGCACGCACUCCGGCAGUGUUUUGCGUAAUUGCUGCUGCCAUGUACUUCUUAUCCGGAAUAUUUGGUUUUACUGGAUUAUACCCUAUAGCAAAUAUUUUUAACUUCGCUCUUGGUGUUUGCAUAAUAACACUUAUUUUAUGGACAUAUAUAAGGUACAGUGGUAAUUUUAGAUCACUUGGUACAACACUAGAUGAAGUGGCAAAUAUCUUGUGGGACAAUUUCAUGAAACCACUCUACCAACAGUUUAUGGAGAAGUCAGUUUCUGUAGCAGUGGCUCAUGCUGCUGAAAUGGCUACAAAUACAACAAUGAAUGCCACCGCCACUGCCAAUGGCAAGCCUAAGCUAGCGUAACGUUCAUUCCCUUCAUAACUUAGUUUCUCAAGUCCAUGAAAACAUACAUCUGUGUAUUAAAAUCCAGUAAAUGGCAUAACAAAUUUUCAACAAAAUUUCAAUGUUUUGAUCGUAUAAUACGAGGCCAUAAGUACUUGUAUAGCUCCUUGUUCUCUAAGUCACAACAGGAGACAUUUUAAUAAAUAUCUGAAGCGACUGUGAAUGUAUGUACAGU
This is a messenger RNA of Dufourea novaeangliae, 2467 nucleotides long. RefSeq names its product atlastin (gene atl). The transcript is spliced from 8 exons. The coding region runs from base 364 to 2253 and encodes 629 amino acids. Lineage: Eukaryota; Metazoa; Arthropoda; Insecta; Hymenoptera; Halictidae. The record is from RefSeq and is a predicted model, not a curated record. Gene Ontology annotation, molecular function: GTP binding; GTPase activity. Gene Ontology annotation, biological process: endoplasmic reticulum organization; protein homooligomerization.